UCUUCGCGACGUCACACCAGAUGGAGGACGUCGCACUCAGCCAUGCAGGGAUGAUCACAGCGUGUGUGUGUGUGUGUGCAGAUUCCCUCUAUGCUCACAAUUUGGAUAGGAUUUUACUGCACAGCGUGGUGUCUGCAGUGCCAUCAGGAGCGGGCUUGACUUGGAGACGCUGCAGUGAGCUGCAGAGCAGAACAGUGCAGUGCAACCUCUGGGUUCAGUUGGGGGGGAUCUGACGAUGCAAAUUCACGGUUAGCUGGGGCGUCGUCGUUGGAUUGGACAUGGUGGUUGGCGUCACGGAGAUGAUAGGGGCGGUUCGGAAUAGACUGGUGUAUUUUACUCAUCUAUGCAGGUUUUCAACAGCCGGCGUUUCGUUUCCUCAUCCUUGGAUUUUCCCCUGGGAAAGGAUGAAGACUCUUCGGAGUGUAGUGAGCAGUGAACUUAAGCAUUUCGUGAUUCGGAUUUGAAACUGCGUGGGAAUCGACCUCGAGUAGGAGAGAUCAGCUCGUGAGCAGCUACGACAUUAUUUGUUAGAUCAGACUCUACCCUACCUUUUGCCUUCUGAAAAAUUCCCACUUUGAUGAAAUGGGCGCGAGCAGGAAUGUCGUGUCGCUUUCAUCCUUCAUUUUCGGUGCAUACAUUCUAUUGUCUGCGUCGACAGUGAAUUGCAACAAGGACCAUUUGCGCGGCCUCCAAUCAAUCAAGUGGGCGCCGGCUUCUACCCCGACAAUGAAGCAAGCCGUUGCCGAAUAUGAAGACUGGAUCGAGAACGUUCGGAUGAAACACGAGCUCAAACAGAAGCUUGCGGAUAAGCCAGGGAUGAUCCAGCCCGACCUGACGCUGGAUUUUCCGGGAAUGAAGCAGUACACCGACUGGGAGAGCGUGGUGACGCCCUCUACAUACAUUGUGGUGGACCAGAACGGUAUAGGAGAUUUCAUCUCAUUGAGCGACGCCAUCAAUUCCAUCCCGAAGAACCGAUACCGACAAUAUCGCAUCACCAUCCAACUCAAUGCCGGAGUUUACAGAGAAAAAGUGACUAUUGAGAGGACAAGACCUUUCAUCACCUUGCAAGGACUCGGUCAGCCCACAAUCGUCUGGAACGACACCAACUUCCAUUCAGGCAACCAUACCUUCGAUAGUGCCACGUUUGGAGUCGCUGGAAACUUCUUUCUAGCUCGCUACAUUACUUUCCAGAAUACUGCACCUCCACCUCCACCAGGAGCUAUAGGCAUGCAAGCCGUGGCGCUUCGAGUAACGUCUGACUACGCCGCCUUCCAUGACUGCACCAUCAUCGGCAACCAAGACUCAUUAUACGACCACAAUGGUCGCCACUUCUACAAGGACACCUUCAUUCAAGGCAGCAUCGACUUCAUCUUCGGAAACGGUCUUUCCAUGUUCUACAAUUGUGAGCUGAACGUGAUGCCGACACAAUGGGGUGCGGUAACAGCACAAAAGAGGCAAAAUGCAACCGACAACACGGGCUUCUCCUUCCUGAACUGCAGAAUCACUGGAGCUGGGCGAGUCUACUUGGGCCGAGCUUGGGGACCCUUUUCAAGGGUUGUGUAUUCUUUUACGUGGAUGUCCGACGUCGUUUAUGCGCCUGGGUGGUUCGACUGGGGCCUUCCUGACAGGCAGCUGUCUGUGUAUUAUGGCCAAUACAGAUGCUCAGGGCCUGGUGCAAACGAGACAGGGAGAGUGAUGUGGUCGAGAGAACUCACAAACUGGGAGGCAGCGCCCUUCUUGUCCCUCAACUUCGUCGGUGGAGAGGAUUGGAUUCCUCAAUAUCUCAAGCCUCUAGUGUAGUUUUGUGCAGGCUCUGAAGAGGUUUGAGGUUUCGUUGAGAUCAUUGACGGGUGUGGGUUGGAGCCAGUCGAUGGUGCUUCCCAAUAGAGAAUUUUAAUUAACCGCAGUACCUUGUAAUUAGUCUCAACGAGAAGUGCAAAUGCCGUGGUUCCUACAAUUAAUCAGCUUGUCAUAUGUAUUUUUUUACCUGAAAUCGAUAAGUAGCAGCAUGAAAUA
Messenger RNA from Physcomitrium patens, 2016 nucleotides. The record is from RefSeq and is a predicted model, not a curated record. NCBI's taxonomy places the organism in Eukaryota, Viridiplantae, Streptophyta, Bryopsida, Funariales, Funariaceae.